Soboliphyme baturini is the source of this 228-nucleotide messenger RNA. NCBI's taxonomy places the organism in Eukaryota, Metazoa, Nematoda, Enoplea, Dioctophymatida, Soboliphymatidae. The record is from the annotation of a GenBank genome assembly.
AUGCUCGUAACUAGAAACUCUUGUGCUGUGGCCCGCAUGCUGAAGCUGCCGAUCGGACAAGAGUCGAAGCGGGGCCGUCACCGGAGGUUGGUCUCGGUCUCGGCGGCCGGACCGAGCACAAAACUACUGUUCAAAUCGCGCAAGUCAUCACCUAAACACCAUCUGCUCGGUCCAACGGUUUCGGUAGAAAAUCGAAGCCGUCGAAGGGGCAAUGAAAAACUGAACUAG